This is a messenger RNA of Bactrocera dorsalis (oriental fruit fly), 1735 nucleotides long. RefSeq names its product acid-sensing ion channel 4-A (gene ppk17). Lineage: Eukaryota; Metazoa; Arthropoda; Insecta; Diptera; Tephritidae. Gene Ontology annotation, biological process: sodium ion transmembrane transport. Gene Ontology annotation, cellular component: membrane. Gene Ontology annotation, molecular function: ligand-gated sodium channel activity. Bases 232 to 1551 code for a protein of 439 amino acids. The record is from RefSeq and is a predicted model, not a curated record. The transcript has 9 exons.
ACGCAGAGCGAAAGUGUUCUACGGAUAUGGAUAUAAAUCAUAAGCAUUAUCUAUUAACAAACGAGACUUGUCGUGGGAACUAAUACGGGAUGCUUUGGUGUUUAGCAAGAAAACAAUACGUCAAUAACACUUCACGGUCGCAGCAGUACUUCAGUUUGAACUCGGUGGUGCAUAUUAACAGCCGCUUAAUACGAAUAUAACAGCACUUUCAACUCUCAACAAAUAACGACUAUGGGAUAUUGGUUAGAGCUGUUGGAUUGGAUAUUAAGAGAUCCUGGAAAACUAAUACGCUAUUUAGUCCUUUUUGUGUGCUCAGUUAUUGUGAUUGUUCAGUUGUCGGAAUGCUUUACCAAACUGAAUAGUCCACCGAUAUCAACUCACUCAUACUUUAGUCUGAACGACACUGUAGAAAUGCCAGCUGUCACCAUAUGCCGCGAGCCACCAUACAAAGAAGAUGUACUAAAUAGUUUGUCGGGUGGUAUAUGCCCGCAUCCAAAAUAUAUAACUUGCUGGAAUAACUUCCCUUUCAACGACUUAGAACUAGAUGAUUUCUUUAUGAAUUCAACCUUUGAUUUAGAAGAAACCAUAUUAGGUGAACAAUAUGGACUUGAUGGAUUAACAAAGAAUUUAGAAAUCAAAAGCAGCUUACACUUCUACAUGGGCCGCUGUUACACUUUGAAUCCUAAAAUAGAGUUAAAACGUACAACUCGUACUUCUGGUUAUUCUCUAAUGCUUACUCAUCACAUUAUACCGGGCUCAACUAUGGAAAUGAUGUUGGAAAAAAAUCCAGGAUGGCAUGUUUAUAUACAUGAUCAUCGUCAUGAGUUUACAGAACUCAAUGUUAAAGGGGCAGCACGUUCAGAAUAUAUUUUCGCUGAAAUUGACGAAGAAAUUGAAAUAAAACUCCAAAGUCAACAAUUCAAAAAUAUUGAAUCUAAAGAAACACCUUGUUCAGCCACACUAAGUUAUAGUGACAUGAAGUGCGCAGAGUUAUGUGUUUUCGAUGACUUGGCUACAAAAAACAAUUGCACUGGUCCUUGGAUGACCGGUAUAUCGCAGCAACCAUGCGAUAACAACAAGUCAAUGCGGGCCUUAAUAAAGGAUUACGGAAUCUACUAUGAAAGUGACGACGACAUUGAAUGCGAUUGCAAACGUCCUUGUAACGCGCGUAUUUAUUCGACAUUUAUACAAAGCAGAAAACAACUUAAUUCAGGUCAGCAAUAUACCCAAGUAUGGAUUUACUAUUCCACAAAACUGGUUUCGCAGAUGGUGGAAGAACGCCCGAGUUAUGACACAACCCAAUUUAUAGCUGACAUUGGUGGCUCAUUGGGUUUUCUGCUAGGUCUCUCUGUUCUAGGAUUAAUCGGCAUUUUGGAACAUCUUACCUUAUUUUUCUGCGGAGGAUUAAUAAAAAAGCAAUUAAAACACGAGAAGCAGUUACAAGACGACGCAGAACGUCAAUCCCAAAAAAGUGAUGCAACUGAUAUAACAGAUACAACUCUUGAAAUAGCCACAAUAUCCAGAGAGAAGAAAACAUAUAUCGACGAAUAAACUCUUGCAUUACUUAUUUUCAUUUAUUAUUUUUUAUUAAGUAGUGUAAGUAGUAUUUAAUCACUUUAUACCUUUUAAUAAAUAAAGCUGUUCCUUGUAUGUGGUAUCCCGCAUUGAGUAAACUUAGCAGCACUUAAAUUCUUAUCAAAUUUACAUCCAUUUCUCCGCCUUUCUAAUAAAGCGU